Messenger RNA from Penaeus monodon (black tiger shrimp), 565 nucleotides. RefSeq names its product sialin-like. Gene Ontology annotation, biological process: monoatomic anion transport; transmembrane transport. The transcript is spliced from 4 exons. Gene Ontology annotation, cellular component: plasma membrane. Lineage: Eukaryota; Metazoa; Arthropoda; Malacostraca; Decapoda; Penaeidae. The record is from RefSeq and is a predicted model, not a curated record. Bases 110 to 565 code for a protein of 151 amino acids. Gene Ontology annotation, molecular function: transmembrane transporter activity.
UACAAACAAAAGCACACACAUACAAAAACAAACAACGAAAAAAAAACAUUAAAAAAGCACAAACUACCCAUAACAUUGGUCUUCCUCGUAGGGCGUGGCUUGGCCUUCAAUGCACGCCCUUUUAUCCCGAUGGAUUCCGCCCACAGAACGCCCACGCUUCAUCGCCUUUUCGUAUUUGGCAACUACCCUAAGUGUGACCUUCACGCUGCCCCUGUGCGGCCUUAUCAUCGACUGGCACGGGUGGGAAGCAGUCUUCUACACCACGGGCGUUCUGUGCCUGACCUGGUGCAUGCUGUGGUUCGCUCUCAUGCAUGACUCUCCCGGCAAGCACCCCAGAAUCAGUCGAGAGGAGCGUGAGCAUAUCGAGAUGUCAGUGGCGGCGGGGGGGAGCUCAAAGAAGACGGGAGCUGGCAUCCCCUGGCGCCACAUAAGCACCAGCAUGCCUAUGUGGGCCAUUAUUGUGUGCGACAUGGGCAAUACUUUCGGCCUCUCCAUCUACCUCACUCAGCUGCCCACCUACAUGAGGAAUGUCCUGGGAUUCUCCAUUAAGAAGGUAAGAAGAUAA